This is a messenger RNA of Mucor mucedo, 465 nucleotides long. RefSeq lists its product as uncharacterized. The coding region runs from base 1 to 465 and encodes 154 amino acids. Gene Ontology annotation, molecular function: transcription coactivator activity; DNA binding. Gene Ontology annotation, biological process: positive regulation of transcription initiation by RNA polymerase II. NCBI's taxonomy places the organism in Eukaryota, Fungi, Mucoromycota, Mucoromycetes, Mucorales, Mucoraceae. The record is from RefSeq and is a predicted model, not a curated record. The transcript has 5 exons.
AUGCCUCAAGAAAAACGAUUAUUCAGUAGUGACUCAGAGGAAGAAGAAGAUUACAAGCCCGCCAAAAAGCAAGCUGGCACGUCAAAAAAGGUAGAAUCUUCAGAAGACGAUUCGGACAUGUCAGACGACGUCUCCUCUUCUGAAGAAGAAAAGAAACCUAAGAAGAAACAACCAGCUAAAAAGACCAAAGAAAAGACCAAAGAAAAGACCAAAGAAAAAAAGGCUGAUGUGGAACGUAAUGCGGAUGGCGAUCAAAUCUUUCCUUUGUCAGUAAAGAGAAGAGUUACAGUGAAAUCUUUUCCAAAUGGGGGAGCUGCCAUUGAUAUCAGAGAGGUAUAUUUGGAUAAAAGUGGUGAGCAACGUCCUGGCAAAGGUAUUUGUUUACCAUUGGAUCAAUGGAAGAAAUUAACUGCUUUCUUACCUGAUAUUGAUGAAGCUAUUGCUGCACUUCCUAGCAAGAAGUAA